AUGGCGGAAAUAGAAGGUGUUUUGUGGGCUGAAGCCCAGAUAAAGGAGCCUAUAAACCGUGAAUAUCUACAUAUUGUAGAGAACCAUUUUCCACAUGGAGUUAACAAGUGUUAUAUAGAUGGAGCAUGGAAGGAACAUGAUCUUUAUACAGGGCAGAGAUGGGUCUACAGAAAAGAUGGAUCAACUGAUACUAUGAUGGCUGCAAUCUUUGAUAUGGGCGAUGGAGUGCAUGAAGACCCUACAAAUCUCAGAGGUGGUGUUUGCAACAAACUGUUCUCAAUUGGUGAAGAUGGUGUCUACACCGAUAGAAUGGCUGGCGUUCACUACACACAUGGAGGAGUUUCUGCGAUGGGAGGUCGUGGUGGUGGCUACAAGGAAUUGGAUGAACAAGAAUUAGAGGAAACAAAGAGACUAAGGGGUGAGGCUGAAGAAGUAAUAGCAUAUGCUUCUAAUGCAGAGUUCUUUGUUACUUCUUUUGUUGCAUUUAGUUCUUUUAUAAAUGUUUAUAAAUCAUUUUUGAGUUCCUUGUACGCUGACGAGUGUAUGGUUCUCGACAAUGAGGCUCUCUACGACAUCUGCUUCCAUACCCUCAAGCUUUCUAACCCCUCCUGUGAGUAA
Molecule: messenger RNA, 618 nt
Organism: Brassica napus (rape)
Lineage: Eukaryota; Viridiplantae; Streptophyta; Magnoliopsida; Brassicales; Brassicaceae
Exons: 3
Coding region: 1-618 (205 amino acids)
Source: RefSeq, a predicted model, not a curated record